This is a messenger RNA of Theobroma cacao (cacao), 1252 nucleotides long. It is a transcript of the gene UBC22, whose product is annotated as ubiquitin-conjugating enzyme 22. NCBI's taxonomy places the organism in Eukaryota, Viridiplantae, Streptophyta, Magnoliopsida, Malvales, Malvaceae. The record is from RefSeq and is a predicted model, not a curated record.
AAAAGGGAGACUCUCCUCAAAAUCAGCCAAUCAAUCAAUCAUUCCUUCCAAGAGAGAGAUCGCUUUCUCAGUCUCUGUGCAACAUCGAGAGAAAGGAAAGCAUUAAGUGCUGAAUCCUCACUUUUCUUACUGUAAAUAAGUGCCAAAGUUGGUGAGCUUUCGGACGUGUGUUGCUGAGGUUCUGAGUCUUUUGUCAAGGAUUCCUUUUCUUCCCCUAGCAUGGCAACUAAUGAAAAUCUUCCACCAAAUGUAAUAAAGCAACUGGCAAAGGAAUUGAAGAGUCUUGAUGAAUCCCCACCAGAAGGCAUUAAAGUUGGAGUAAAUGAUGAUGAUUUUUCAAUCAUUUAUGCUGACAUUGAAGGGCCAGCUGGGACUCCAUAUGAAAAUGGUGUUUUCCGUAUGAAGUUGUUACUGUCUCAUGAUUUUCCUCACUCCCCUCCAAAAGGCUACUUUCUUACAAAGAUUUUUCAUCCAAAUAUUGCAACCAAUGGUGAAAUUUGUGUGAACACACUAAAAAAGGAUUGGAAUCCAAGUCUCGGAUUACGACAUGUACUCAUUGUAGUUAGGUGUUUACUGAUUGAGCCUUUUCCAGAAUCUGCUCUAAAUGAGCAGGCUGGCAAGAUGCUGCUUGAAAAUUAUGAUGAGUAUGCUAGGCAUGCCAGGCUUUAUACAGGAAUUCAUGCAAAGCCAAAACCCAAGUUCAAGUCAGGAGCUAUUUGUGAAUCAACUACGGCGUUGAAUGUUGACCAGUCUAAUACUUCGGUUCUCAAUGUUGACCAGAAAAAUGCAGCAAGUGGUGCUGCUGCAUUAUCAUUGCCAUCCCCACUGGCCCAGUCUAUCACGGCCACGAAAGGAGGGAAUAACCAGGAUCAGCAGUCUAUAUUUCCAACAACUGAAACAGGAGUGAGUGGAACUGCCCUGGUAGGAACAGCAGGCCCUGCUCUUAAGAAGGAAGGCCUGACGAAAGUUCAGGCAGACAAGAAGAAAAUGGAUGCGAGAAAGAAAAGUCUGAAGAGAUUAUAAAAAAGAUAGGAUAAAGUAAUCAAAUGCCGUUUUUGGAGUAUGCAGCUAAAGUUAUGUUAACGGCUUGGGAAAUUGGUUGUUUUUUGGUGUAAUGGAUGCUUCAAUUAGGAAAGGUGAUGGAUCAAAUUUGCCUGCUCACGUUUCCCGCAUCAUGAUCAUUAUUGUUGUGGCGCUACAAAUUUCAGGAUUUGCCUUAUGCCUAAUUGCAUCAUUGCUCUUAAAACUUUCA